AUGAUUGAAUUAGAAAUGCAAAUUGAACAACUAAAACAAACUCUUCAAGCUGCUAAUACAGAAGUAGAUAAUUUGAUAUUGCAGAACAAUGACUUGCAAAGGGAACUAGAAAACUGCCAGAUGAAAGAACUGGAAAACUUAAAGAUAGAGAAGAAUAGAAUACAACAUAAAUUAUUAGAAUUGGAAACACUUACUAAACUAAAAAUAUCAACGAAGGUCCAGAAAAAACAAGAAAUAAUACAUAAGCAGGAAAACUACUCUUCAAAGCUGCAAGGAAAAGGAAAUAAAAUAGAAACAUCAGAAAGAGACAGGGCACAAAGCGGAAAAAGAAAAGAGAACACAAAAACACUGACAAGAAUAGAAAUGUUUUCGGACAGAAUAGGGAGUGGACUAGCAAUCAAAUUAAUGCAACAAUUGGAAAAUACAAAAAUAACAAAUUACUGUCAAACAGGGGGAAAUCAUAAACAAAUAUUGAAGCACUUUGAUUUAUAUACCAAAGAUUUGAAAGAAAAUGACUUAGCGGUAAUACUAAUAGGAAACUACGACAUUAAAAUGGGGACAUCAUAUGUGGAUGAAAUUCGAAGAAUUGUGAGCAAAGAAAAUAGAAAAUUCAACAUUUUGUUAGGAAGUAUAAUAUACGACAACAUAAAUGAUGAUAAAACCUUUACUAUUAAUAAAGAACUCUUUAAUCUAGCUACGAUCUGA
This is a messenger RNA of Parnassius apollo (apollo), 705 nucleotides long. The record is from the annotation of a GenBank genome assembly. NCBI's taxonomy places the organism in Eukaryota, Metazoa, Arthropoda, Insecta, Lepidoptera, Papilionidae.